Molecule: messenger RNA, 3306 nt
Organism: Fonsecaea nubica
Lineage: Eukaryota; Fungi; Ascomycota; Eurotiomycetes; Chaetothyriales; Herpotrichiellaceae
Exons: 5
Coding region: 1-3306 (1101 amino acids)
Biological process (GO): protein import into nucleus
Cellular component (GO): nucleus; cytoplasm
Molecular function (GO): small GTPase binding; nuclear import signal receptor activity
Source: RefSeq, a predicted model, not a curated record
AUGUCUGUUCUCCCUGCCGAGGUGCAGGGAGCCUUGACCCAGCUCCUGCACGCCCUUUCAUCGCCCGACAACACUCUCCGCAGUCAAGCGGAAGAGCAGCUCAACAAUGACUGGACUCCCAACCGUCCCGAGGUGUUGUUGAUGGGCUUGGCCGAACAACUCCAAGCCGCGCCAGACUCGUCGACACGUUCCUUCGCUGCAGUGUUGUUUCGCAAACAAGCCUCAAAACAACGCAAAAUUCCCCCCAGCUCCGACUCUAGGGAAUUGUUUUGGUCCCUCAGCGCCGAGGCUAAAACGGCCAUUCGGUCAAAAUUGCUGGAGGGUCUAGCAAGGGAACAAGUCAACCAAGUCAGGAAUAAAAUCGGAGAUGCAAUCGCAGAGAUUGCACGACAAUAUGUGGAUGCCGGCACGAACGAAAACUGGGUGGAACUACUGCAUGCGCUGUUCCAAGCGAGCCAGUCAAGUGACGCCGGCAUGCGUGAAUGUUCAUUCAGAAUAUUCUCCACGACGCCUGGCAUAAUUGAGAGAGAGCACGAAGGCGCCGUUCAGGAGGUCUUUCUCAAAGGCUUCAAGGACAGCAGUGUCGAGGUCCGCCUCUCAGCAAUCGAAGCAUUUGCCUCGUUCUUUCAUUCCGUCACCAAAAAGACCCAACCAAAGUACUAUCCUUUGAUACCAGAAAUCCUCAACAUUCUACCACCUCUCAAAGAAGCUGGAGACACCGACAAUCUAUCAAAGGCAUUUGUUUCGCUUAUUGAACUCGCCGAAAUAUGCCCCAAAAUGUUCAAGGGUCUUUUCAACAAUCUAGUCAAGUUUAGCAUCUCAGUCAUCCAAGAAAAAGAACUAGGCGAUCAAACGCGGCAGAAUGCUUUGGAGUUGAUGGCUACUUUCGCCGAAUGGGCGCCAGCCAUGUGCAAGAAAGAUCCCUCAUAUGUGAACGACAUGGUUACGCAAUGUCUUAGCUUGAUGACUGACAUUGGAAUCGAUGAUGAUGACGCCGCGGAGUGGAACGCGACCGAGGAUCUUGAUAAUGAAGAAAACGACCUGAACCAUGUCGCAGGCGAGCAGUGCAUGGACCGUUUGGCUAACAAAUUAGGAGGACAAGUGAUGCUUCCUGCAACAUUCACAUGGCUCCCGAGAAUGAUGCAUUCUUCAUCGUGGAGAGAUCGACACGCCGCUCUAAUGGCCAUUUCGGCAAUUUCUGAGGGCUGUCGAGAUCUUAUGAUCGGCGAAUUGGACAAGGUCCUCGAACUGGUUGUGCCAUCCUUGAGAGAUCCUCAUCCACGAGUGAGAUUUGCUGGGUGCAAUGCCCUAGGCCAGAUGAGCACCGACUUUGCUGGGCCUAUGCAGGAAAAGUAUCACCAGGUGGUGUUGACAAACAUCAUUCCCGUCCUCGAAGCGCCCGAACCGCGAGUACAAGCACAUGCAGCUGCGGCGCUGGUCAACUUCUGUGAAGAGGCGGAGAAGGCAAUCUUGGAACCGUACCUGGAUCAACUACUCGGACAUCUCCUGCAGCUCUUGCAAUCUCCAAAGCGGUACGUUCAGGAGCAAGCACUAUCAACUAUCGCCACGAUCGCCGAUUCGGCCGAGAGUGCCUUCGUUCGCUACUACGAUACCUUGAUGCCUCUUCUCUUCAACGUCCUGCAAGCCGAACAGUCGAAAGAGUAUCGAUUGCUCCGCGCCAAAGCCAUGGAGUGCGCGACGCUCAUCGCCCUGGCUGUGGGUAAGGAGAAGAUGGGACAAGAUGGCAUCACGCUCGUCCAGAUCCUCGGCAACAUUCAGCAAAACAUCACGGAUGAUGACGACCCACAGUCACAGUAUCUUUUGCAUUGCUGGGGACGUAUGUGCAGGGUUCUAGCUUCUGAUUUUGUCCCUUAUCUUCCUGGAGUUAUGCCCCCCUUGUUGGAGCUCGCCGCCGCCAAAGCAGAUAUCCAGCUGAUAGACAGCGAAGAUGAAGUGCUCGAAGAGGAGGGAUGGGAGCUGGUGCCUUUGAAGGGAAAAGUCAUCGGCAUCAAGACGUCCACACUCGAGGAUAAACACACGGCGAUUGAACUCAUCACUAUCUACGCACAGAUUCUGGAAGCAGAUUUCGAGCCGUAUGUGGCCGAUAUCACGGAACGAAUCGCCCUGCCUGGAUUGUCGUUCUUCUUCCACGAUCCCGUUCGGGUGGCGUCUGCCAAAUUGAUCCCGCAGUUACUCAACUCGAUCAAAAAGCGAUACGGCGAGCAGUCGCCACAAUUGAACGAAAUCUGGACCAAGUGUUCCGAGAAGGAGAUUGAAAUCCUGAGUGCUGAACCUUCGAUCGACACCUUGGCAGAAAUGUUCCAAUGUUUCUACGAGAGUGUCGAAGUGGUAGGCAAGGGCUGCUUGACGCAACACCACAUGGAGCAAUUCGUGCAAUCGGUCAAGUCGACGCUGGAAGAGUUCCAGAAACGCGUCCAAGAGCGCGCUGAAGAAAAGGCCGAAUCUGCUGCUGUCAAUCAGGGCCCGGAUGCCGAUGAAGAAGAUUCCUUGUCGGUACAGUACGCCAUUGAGGACGACCAGACCCUCCUCUCCGACAUGAACAAAGCCUUCCACACCAUCUUUAAGAAUAUGGGCGUUGCAUUCCUCCCAGCGUGGCAGCAGCUCAUGCCCUUUUAUGACGCGUUUGUCACCAACCCGGAUCCUAUGCAGCGACAGUGGGCUAUCUGCAUCUUUGACGAUGUAUUGGAGUUCUGCGGGUCACAGUCGUACCAGUUUUCUGACCACAUCAUACAACCCCUGAUUAACGGCAUGAGGGACGAAAAUGCCAAUAAUCGACAAGCAGCCGCCUACGGGGUGGGCAUCGCAGGACAAAAGGGUGGAGAGCAAUGGAGCGACUUUGUGGCGGCGAGUAUCGACACUCUGUUACAGAUCACGCGGGUUCCCAACGCAAGGAGCGACGACGAUGUUUUUGCAACAGAGAAUGCUUGUGCUGCAAUCGCAAAGAUUCUGCACUUUAACGCAGCCAAGGUGGUCAAUCCGCAGUCGGUCGUGGAGCAAUGGCUCGACACGCUGCCUGUGGUCAAUGACGAAGAAGCGGCCCCCUAUGCGUACAGUUUUGUUGCGCAGUUGAUUGAUCAACAAAACCCAGCAGUUUUUGCGAAAGCGGCCCAAGUUUUCCACCACAUCGCGCUUGCUCUUGAAGCGGAGAUGAUCCAAGGUGCCACAGCGAAGAAGAUUGUCGAGAGUGCCAAGGUGCUUGUUGGCAAGACGGGGAUCAACGCCGAGCAGGUUCUGCAAGGCCUCAGCGAAGACGGGCAGCGGACCGUGAGGAGUUAUUUUGCAUAA